AUGGCGCCAAACGGUACCUCCAAUGGGACUUCCCACCACAACCAGGGAACUUUCCUCUUCACCUCCGAAUCAGUUGGUGAAGGUCACCCAGAUAAGAUCGCUGAUCAGGUCUCUGAUGCCAUUCUCGAUGCGUGCUUACGGGAGGAUCCUCUCUCCAAGGUCGCUUGUGAGACUGCCACCAAGACCGGUAUGAUUAUGGUCUUUGGUGAGAUCACCACAAAGGCCCGUCUCGACUACCAGAAAGUUAUCCGUGGAGCGAUCAAGGACAUCGGUUACGAUGACUCCGCAAAGGGAUUCGACUACAAGACUUGCAAUGUUUUGGUCGCCAUUGAGGAACAAUCCCCAGAUAUCGCUCAAGGUCUUCACUACGAGCAAGCCCUCGAGCAACUCGGAGCUGGUGACCAGGGUAUCAUGUUCGGAUAUGCCACCGAUGAGACCCCAGAACUGUUCCCUUUGACUCUUCAAUUGGCCCACAAGCUUAACGCUGCGAUGUCUGCUGCUCGCCGAGAUGGAUCCCUCCCUUGGUUGAGACCUGAUACCAAGACUCAAGUUACCGUCGAGUACAAGCACGAUAACGGCGCAGUUGUCCCAGUCAGAGUAGACACCGUUGUUGUCAGCGCCCAGCACAGCGAGGACAUCACCACCGAGCAAUUGCGAAAGGAGAUCAAGGAGAAGAUUAUCGAGAAGGUCAUCCCUGCCAAGUACUUGAAUGACAAGACCAUCUACCACAUCCAACCAUCCGGAUUGUUCAUCAUUGGUGGUCCUCAGGGUGAUGCUGGUCUCACCGGCCGUAAGAUCAUCGUCGACACAUACGGUGGAUGGGGAGCUCACGGUGGUGGUGCUUUCUCCGGAAAAGAUUUCUCCAAGGUCGAUCGUUCCGCUGCCUACCUCGCUCGCUGGAUCGCAAAGUCUUUGGUCCACGCCAAGCUUGCACGACGUGCACUUGUCCAACUCUCAUACGCCAUUGGUGUCGCAGAGCCACUUUCCCUUUUCGUCGAGACCUACGGUACAUCCACAAGAAGUUCCGAUGAGUUGGUCGACAUCAUCAAGAAGAACUUUGACAUGAGACCUGGAGUCAUCGUCAAGGAGCUUGAUCUUGCCAGACCAAUUUACUUCAAGACAGCCAAGAACGGUCACUUCACUAGCCAGGAAUUCACCUGGGAGAAGCCAAAGACCCUUGAAUUUUAA
This is a messenger RNA of Glarea lozoyensis ATCC 20868, 1188 nucleotides long. RefSeq names its product S-adenosylmethionine synthetase. Gene Ontology annotation, biological process: S-adenosylmethionine biosynthetic process. Gene Ontology annotation, cellular component: cytosol. Gene Ontology annotation, molecular function: ATP binding; methionine adenosyltransferase activity. NCBI's taxonomy places the organism in Eukaryota, Fungi, Ascomycota, Leotiomycetes, Helotiales, Helotiaceae. The transcript has 3 exons. The record is from RefSeq and is a predicted model, not a curated record. Bases 1 to 1188 code for a protein of 395 amino acids.